This is a messenger RNA of Hyposmocoma kahamanoa, 1618 nucleotides long. RefSeq names its product tyrosine aminotransferase-like (gene Tat). Bases 201 to 1526 code for a protein of 441 amino acids. The transcript has 5 exons. The record is from RefSeq and is a predicted model, not a curated record. Gene Ontology annotation, biological process: biosynthetic process; aromatic amino acid metabolic process. NCBI's taxonomy places the organism in Eukaryota, Metazoa, Arthropoda, Insecta, Lepidoptera, Cosmopterigidae. Gene Ontology annotation, molecular function: pyridoxal phosphate binding; L-tyrosine:2-oxoglutarate transaminase activity.
AAAUGGAAUUUAUAAACAACUGGCUCUACUGUCGUCAUCUCAUCUGCAUUUUCAAACCAGUUCCACAACUUAGUGGCUCCUGGUAGGCAGGUCCACCACAGAUUUUAAACAAAACUGCGCUGUAUCGAAAGGCGAGCACUAUUCUUAAUUCAAGUUUAAGUAUCAUAACAACUCGUGAGUUAUCUGCAAGUUUUGUGCCCAUGUCGCGACGGUCACGAGGCAGCAACGUAUGGCAGGUUCGCGCCUCUGCUUUGGCUCGUAAUACCCACAAUUUGAUUAGAAGUAUUGUGGACGAUCUCAAAGUUGAGCCAAAUCCUGAAAAGCCAUUUAUUGCACUUUCAGUUGGCGAUCCAACUACCUUUGGAAAUCUAAACCCACCAGAGCAAGUGCUGCAAUCUAUUCGUGAAAGUAUAGAUUGGAAUAAAAGCCGGAGUUACGGUCCUGCUGUUGGCCAUUUGGAUGCCCGGCAAGCUGUAGCGGAAUACAGCGCACAUCAGGGCAAUGUUGCUGCCGAAGACGUUAUACUCUGCAGCGGGUGUUCGCAUGCCAUUGAGAUGGUCAUUGCUGUUUUGGCUGACUCGGGACAAAAUAUACUUGUACCACGGCCGGGUUUCAUGAUAUAUAAAACAUUAGCCGAAGGAUUGGGCAUCAACUUAAAAUAUUACAAUUUAUUGCCUGAUCAACAAUGGAAAGCAGACCUGGAUGAUUUGGAAAGCAAAAUAGAUGAUGAUACAGCACUUAUAGUGGUUAUCAAUCCUUCCAAUCCGUGUGGUUCUGUUUACAACAAGGAACAUUUGCUCGAAAUAUUAGAUAUUGCGUCUAAAAAUAGGGUACCUAUUUUAGCUGACGAAAUAUAUGAACACUUUGUAUUUUCUGGCAAUGAGUUUGUCGCCAUAUCGUCUCUAUCUAAAGAUGUACCAGUGCUGACUUGCAGUGGUCUCACGAAAAGGUUUUUAGUUCCUGGUUGGAGGAUGGGUUGGGUCAUUAUCCAUGAUCGAAAUGAUAUCUUAGGAAAAGACGUGCGCAAGGGCUUAAUAAAUUUCGCUUCCAGAAUUUUGGGCCCAAACACCCUAAUACAAAGAGCUCUACCCUCAAUAUUAAGGAAUACGCCACAAAGCUUUUUCGAUGAAGUAGUAUUAUUUAUUGAGAGUCAAGCAAAGCUCGCGUACAGUGAAUUACGACGCGCACCUGGUUUACGCCCGAUUAUGCCUCAAGGCGCAAUGUACAUGAUGGUUGAAAUUAAAAUGUCCCAAUUUCCAAAAUUCAAGAACGAGCUUCAGUUUGUGGAACGUAUGGUUAGUGAACAGUCUGUGUUUUGUUUACCAGGACAGUGUUUUGAUUGUCCAAAUUUUGUGCGCAUUGUGCUGACGGUUCCUGAAGAGAUACUUCUUGAAGCAUGCCGCAGGAUCACCGUAUUUUGUAAAGAUCACAUUAUUUCAGGAGAAAAGUUAAAAGGAAUAGACGCGAACGUCGUAACUGUCGCAAAUGAACCUAAAGUUAUUUGUGGUUUAUCUCGAGUAGCUUAACAUCUAUUUAUAAUAAUCUUACUAUUUUUUGGAAUAUUUGUAAGUCAAUAAAUAAGUACUAUUAUAUCAAUAAAUAAUCAAUAAACUAUUAC